AUGGAUUUACGAGUCGGUGGUAAAUGGAAGCUAGGACGAAAAGUUGGAAGUGGCAGUUUCGGAGAGAUUUAUCAAGGAACAAAUAUUCAAAGCGGAGAGAAAGUUGCUAUCAAGUUGGAAUCUGUCAAAACACGACAUCCACAAUUAUUAUACGAGUCUAGAUUAUACAAAUUAUUGAACCUAGGUGGACCCGCUGUUGGAAUACCAAGUGUCAAAUGGUACGGUGUCGAGGGCGACUACAAUGUCAUGGUUAUUGAUCUUCUCGGACCAAGCUUGGAAGAUUUAUUCAAUUUUUGUGGACGAAAAUUCUCUUUAAAAACGGUAUUAAUGUUAGCGGAUCAAAUGAUUUCAAGAGUAGAGUUUCUUCAUUCCAAGAAUUUCAUUCAUCGAGACAACUAUGGACUUGCCAAGAAAUACAGAGACAGCAAAACUCACGCUCAUAUUCCAUUCAAAGAUAAUAAGAGUUUGACAGGUACAGCACGAUAUGCAUCCAUAAAUGCGCAUCUAGGUAUUGAACAAUCACGAAGAGACGAUUUAGAGAGUUUAGGUUACGUUUUCAUGUACUUUUUGAGAGGAAGUUUACCAUGGCAAGGUUUAAAAGCUCAAUCCAAACAACAAAAAUAUGAUCUGAUUAGCGAAAAGAAAAUGUCAACAACGGUAGAAGCCCUCUGUAAAGGAUAUGCACCUGAAUUUUCAACGUAUUUGAAAUAUGUGAGGUCGUUACGAUUUGAAGAUAAGCCAGAUUAUGCCUAUCUUCGAAAAUUAUUUAGAGAUUUAUUCACUCGUGAGGGCUAUCAGAUGGAUUAUGUAUUUGAUUGGACCAUCAAGCGAAUUAACAAUAUGCCCAUAAGUACAAAUGCACAAUCAUGGCUCGAAGAACAACAGCAACAAAUGGAAAAUCAAAAAGUCUCUUUAUCACAGCAAAAUAGUUCCAACGCUCUGCUUUCACAACAAGAACAACAUUUUCUCCCACAAACAAACAGUUCCAACAAUAUUGCCUUACCUGAGACACACAAGUUGGGAACGCAUACAAACUCCUAUACCAAAUCUUCUAACUUUGCAGAUCAUCAUCAAUCAUCAGCUCAGUCUCCUCAACAACCAGCUGUGACUGUAAGGUCGUCACGAAAUGUCUCCUAUGCACCAGCAGUGUCAAGAGGUUAUUUAUCGGGUGGUAGAAAUUUAGGGACAGCUGGAACGGCCAAUGCUACAGGGUACGUACGAGACGUCUCAAAUAGCAAUGGAUAUAGCAGCAACGCCACAACAGGUUUUAGGUCAAGCACCAAUCUCUCAUCCUCUACCAAGUAUCUAACCACAACAACGACAGCAUCCUCACAACUUCGAAGAAAACAAUAA
Messenger RNA from Naegleria lovaniensis, 1353 nucleotides. RefSeq lists its product as uncharacterized. The record is from RefSeq and is a predicted model, not a curated record. Gene Ontology annotation, molecular function: protein serine/threonine kinase activity; ATP binding. Lineage: Eukaryota; Heterolobosea; Eutetramitea; Acrasida; Naegleriidae. Gene Ontology annotation, biological process: signal transduction; peptidyl-serine phosphorylation; endocytosis. Bases 1 to 1353 code for a protein of 450 amino acids. The transcript is spliced from 4 exons. Gene Ontology annotation, cellular component: nucleus; cytoplasm.